CAUUUUGCUCAUUCUUUUCCUUCUUGUGACUGUCCGUGUCUGAUGUUCAUCCAUCUUAUUUGAUUUUCAACACCAACACACCUUCGUUCACAUUGUUAUUCGUCCCGUCGUUCUCCCGAAACCAAGCCAGUCUAGAGAAAGCAGCUAGUUCACCGACCAAACCGAUGCGGUUCCGUCAGCGAUGCAUACUUAUCAAACUCCGAUCUCGCUGCCCCCCGUCGAAACCCCUCUUUCCGUCGCUGCCCGACAGGAGGAUGCGGAUGCAGAGAUUCAUGUCAUAACUCAGACAAUUUAUCGUCCAAGCACCACAUUCGUCACAUACGUUACUCUAGGCGGUGGCCUGCCAACAUCAUACGCCGAUGGACAUUCGGACGAACCACCGCCGGUGGCUUCUCCGACAGUAGCCCCGCCACCCCCGGAUCGGUCGAGUGGUUCACUGUCAAGUGUCCAAAUUGGGGCCAUCUUAGGAGGCAUUGUUGCAUUCGUGGCCAUAGUUCUCAUCGCCUGGUUCUGCGUCUCGCAGAAAAGACCAGAACCACAUUACCCCCCUAGUUGGUAUGAGUAUGAUUCGUUCACCGAAAGCUCCGCCACGCCAACUAUAGUGAGGCCGCCGUCUACAAGACCUCACCCAAGAGAUCCGCGACUAAACAGGCCGCACCCCCCCAUGCCGCAGCCGCCACCGCCGGCCUUCAAUGUUAAUCAUUACAAACAAUGGGAAAUUAAAUUCAAUGGUCCGUUCCGUCGACAGCAGCCACCACCGCCUCAUCGAUAUCGAACAAGGUUCCCUCGAUCGUAGUCGUUUCCAUCGGUUGUGUCACGUUAUAUGGCAACUGCAUCACGGAUACAGCGUCGGUAUCACGUCGGCAUCACUUCAAUUUGUUGAGUCAAGCGGCGAGUUAGUCAUAAUAAGGAGCCGGACCAUUGGGCUGAUAAUAUGGAAGCGUAGUCCUGAAAGACAGGGCACGCUCUUAAUGAGACCACAAGAUUCCAACGAUGAACAAGAAGCAAGACCAAGAGAGAAUUUGAGAAUAAGAGCAUUUAUAAUCCUGAUACCUACCUAGCUAAAGCAUGAAGUUUGUAGUGGCAAACAGUCCAUUUCCACAACGGC
Messenger RNA from Colletotrichum navitas, 1108 nucleotides. RefSeq lists its product as uncharacterized. Bases 182 to 796 code for a protein of 204 amino acids. NCBI's taxonomy places the organism in Eukaryota, Fungi, Ascomycota, Sordariomycetes, Glomerellales, Glomerellaceae. The record is from RefSeq and is a predicted model, not a curated record. The transcript has a single exon.